Molecule: messenger RNA, 136 nt
Organism: Penaeus monodon (black tiger shrimp)
Lineage: Eukaryota; Metazoa; Arthropoda; Malacostraca; Decapoda; Penaeidae
Product: H/ACA ribonucleoprotein complex subunit 1-like
Exons: 2
Source: RefSeq, a predicted model, not a curated record
AAAAGGGGAAAAGGGAGAGGAGGAGAGAGAGAGAGGGGGGGGAGAGAAAAAGAAGGAGAUACGUAUUCCGUUGGGGGAGAAAUAGGGGGAAGGGGAGGGGGAAUAAGGAUGGGGAAGGGUGGGGGGGGAAGAGGCU